AUGCAGGAAUUCUGGGAGAACUCCAGCCUCCUGGAUAACCACAUCUGCUCCAGGUGCACCGAGCAGCAGCUCCUCAGAGAACAUGAGCUGCAUCUUGGUGGCCUUCAGCUCAUACAGGAAACUGAGGAGGUGGUAGAUAGGAGCUACAGGGAGGUAGUCAGCCCUCAGCUGCAGGAGGCAGGCCUUGCUUUGCGCGGAGACACGCAUGCGCAGCGGCUGCUCCGGGAGGAGCGAUGGCGCUCUGCGGGACGGGACGCCGACCCUGACCCACGCGUGGCGCGUCUCGCACAGCCGCUGGGGAUGCUGCGAUGUGUCGUGUCACGCCGGCUGUGGGCGGCAGCCGCGCCGCUGGCGAGUCGCAACUGCUGGCGGGUCACGGCUGCGGCCGCCGCGCCCGAUCGGAGGAGCAGCGGCCUGUCAGCGGCGAGGUUGGUGGGGCUGACGCCGCCGCUCGUACAGCCUUACCUGAGGCUGAUGCGGGUGGACAAGCCCACCGGGACCUGGUUGUUGUAUUUGCCUUGUACCUGGAGUAUUGGCUUAGCAGCAGAGCCAGGAUGCCUUCCGGACCUGUCCAUGCUUACCCUCUUUGGAACAGGGGCACUGUUAAUGAGAGGAGCUGGGUGUACAAUCAAUGACAUGUGGGAUAAAGACAUAGAUAGAAAGGUUGUUAGAACUGAAAGUCGGCCCAUAGCUGCUGGAGAAAUCAGUCACUUUCAGGCCCUCGUGUUUUUAGGUGGUCAGCUGAGCCUAGCACUUGCUGUUCUUUUGUGUCUAAAUUAUUACAGUAUUGCACUUGGAGCUGCAUCACUGGGUCUCGUGGUCACCUACCCUCUGAUGAAGAGGCUAACUUAUUGGCCGCAGUUAGUUCUGGGACUUACAAUAAACUGGGGAGCACUUUUAGGUUGGUCUGCUGUGAAGGGUUCCUGUGAUUGGUCAAUCUGUCUACCGCUUUAUAUUUCUGGUGUAAUGUGGACAUUGAUAUAUGACACAAUUUAUGCACAUCAGGAUAAAGCAGAUGAUACUCUGAUAGGAGUGAAAUCAACUGCACUGAAGUUUCAAGAACAGACCAAGCAAUGGCUAAUGGGAUUUAGUACUGUCAUGCUGACAGGAUUGACAGUGGUAGGAGUAAACAGUGAACAAACAUUGCCCUACUAUACAGCUGUGGUAGCUGUUGGAACUCAUCUAGCCUAUCAGAUUUACUCAUUGGACAUAAACAGUCCUCAAGACUGCUGGAAGAAAUUCUGUUUGAAUCGCACAUUGGGACUAAUACUGUUUUCUGGAAUUGUGUUUGGAAAUUUGUGGAAAGGAAAGACAAAGACUGCUGAAGCAGAAAAGGCGCAGAGCUGAUGUGACUUAUCAGAAUCUGCAUGCCAGAAGCUAAAAUAUUAUAGUAAAACAGAUAAAGAAACUUUAAUAUCAUACCUUUACUACCUUCGUAUAAUUUGGAUAUGAAUGAGUACAGAUACUUAUAAUAAGUACAAGUUCUAUGUUAUUUCAGAGAAAUAAUAAAAUUAUUCUACAUUCA
Hypanus sabinus (Atlantic stingray) is the source of this 1525-nucleotide messenger RNA. RefSeq names its product coenzyme Q2 4-hydroxybenzoate polyprenyltransferase (gene coq2). Bases 1 to 1347 code for a protein of 448 amino acids. Gene Ontology annotation, biological process: ubiquinone biosynthetic process. NCBI's taxonomy places the organism in Eukaryota, Metazoa, Chordata, Chondrichthyes, Myliobatiformes, Dasyatidae. The record is from RefSeq and is a predicted model, not a curated record. The transcript has 8 exons. Gene Ontology annotation, cellular component: mitochondrial inner membrane.